Molecule: messenger RNA, 2589 nt
Organism: Hirsutella rhossiliensis
Lineage: Eukaryota; Fungi; Ascomycota; Sordariomycetes; Hypocreales; Ophiocordycipitaceae
Product: PPR repeat family domain-containing protein
Exons: 1
Coding region: 1-2589 (862 amino acids)
Molecular function (GO): protein binding
Source: RefSeq, a predicted model, not a curated record
AUGUACGUGUCGAGAAACGUGUGCGGCCGAUGCGCCUCGCGGAUGCACCUGGUGGCCGCCACGGGGCGCCCUCACGCCGCCUGCUUCUCUUCCUACCCGGCUCACCUGCCGUCAGAGGCGACGACGCCGUCAGAAUCCCCACAGCGAGCUGUAGAGGCCGGCGCCCCUCCCGCUGAGCUUGCCAGCACCCGCCGCCGCCGACUCCUCGGCUCCAGGUCGGCGGGCUUCCAGAGGCCUCCCAGUGCCCUCGACGAGGCCGCCGUCGCCAUCUUUAAGGAUGUUGUGCGCAAGCCCACCGGCGCGGGCACCGUCUCUCGUCGGUCCUCCGUGUCCGAAUGGGACCUCGCCACCAAGAUGAAGGGGCUGGACAGGAGCAAUGCCGGGGCCCGAGACAAGCUCAGGCGCUUCCAGGCAGACAUCUGGCCGCACCUCGAGGAUAUGCGCGGUCAGAUACCCAGGCACCUGUGGAUCUGCACCAUGGACUUUCUUGCCGGCAUCUGCGAUACGGUGGCCCGAGAGGGCCUCACCGGCGUCAGCAUCGACCUGUCUCGGAUAUGCGCCCGCAUCGGCAAGUUGGAGCUGAGUCUUCGCGGCCAGCUCGUGUCCAGCCUCUGCCACCGCCUCAUCACAGAGGAGCUCUCGUCGCCCGACCCCAGUGCCAGUCCCGUCCUCCAGGAGCUUCUCGACUUGUGGAAGCACAUCUCCCAGCUCAGGCGCGUCAGUCAAGGCCACAAGGCCCCCCUGCGGUUCGUCCUGCCCUCGGCCGACGAGAUCUUGACCGUUGUCGACGCCGAGAAUCGGGGCUCCAGCCAGAUCGCGCCCGCGACCAAGGCCCUCUCCAGCAUCCUUAUCCAGUUCCGCACCGAGGAGGCUCUCGCGCUCGUGCCGGGGCUCCUGGCUACCGUUGCCGUCCUGUCUGACCCCCGACUCACCAAGCCCGACAAGGCAGCCGAGGCCGCGCCCCUGCUGAGACUCGUCGCGACCGCCCUACAGCAGGCAAUUCCCGACGAGACCUACGUGAGAGGUGUGUUUGAGGAUAAGAUGCGCGUUCCGCCGAUGAAGGUGACGGAACUCCAGGCCUACGUGCUCGCGCAAUGGGCGCAGGCCUCGGCCAUGCUGCAAGACGCCGAUGCACCCUGGCGACAUGCCGGCCCGGAAAACCCAAGGCGUCCCGGUGGGCCAGCAUCGUCGGGCCUCAGCGCCUUUCACAAGCAGCUCCGCGGCGCCUACCGGUCCCGCAACACGGGUGCUAUCAUCUCCAUCUGGCAGGACCUCAGGGCCCGCAUGGCUCAGCGGCCGCAUCUGGUGCGGCAGAUGCGCGAGGAACCCGACUUCCUCGACUUCUGCAUCUUCGUGUGGUGCGCCGUGCGGCGGCCGGCCAAGCUGCAGGAGACGCUCCACCUGAUGGACGAGAUCCAGGUGCAGCCGACCAUCAAGUCGUACACGGCUAUGAUGCAUGGCUGGAAGGUUUGCAAGGAGACGGACAAGGUCACGGCGCUCUGGGACAAGCUCGUCGAGUCGGGCACGAGGCUCGACACCGUUGUCUGGACCGAGCGCAUCUCGGGCCUCAUCGAGGGCGGCAGGCCCCAGGCGGGCCUGCGAGCGCUGGCCGAGAUGAUGGCGCUGUGGAAGCAGGCCGUCGAACAAAAGGGUCACCAAGGCGCGGCCGCCGUAGCCGUCCAGCCCAGCAUUGAAGUCGUCAACGCCGUCUUCAAGGGCCUCGUCCGCCUCGACGUCAAGGCCGCCAGCGAAGUCCUCGCCUGGGCCAGCCGCCACGGCAUCGAGCCCAACGUGCGCACCUACAACGUCCUCAUACGCCAGAGCUUCCGCAGCGACGCGGCCGACGACGUCCAGCGCCUCCUGCGCACCAUGAACAGCCGCGGCGUCGAGCCCGACGCGGCCACGUUUACCAUUAUCCUCGAGGAGGUGCUUGGCGCUAUGCACAACGCGUCGGCGGCUGAGCAGGUGCUGGCCGUGCAGCAAGUGCUGGCUGAGAUUGAGGCUGCUGGCCUGCGCGCCAACGCUGAGACGUACGGCAAGAUGCUCUACGCCGUGGCGUCGCUCACCAAUGGCGGCGCCGACGAGGCCAUCGCGGCGGUCCAGCGCCACAUGCGCGGCGCUGGCCUGGCCGCCACACCGCACGUGGUGACCAUCCUGCUCGAGCGGGCGCUCGCGCGUGACCCGCCCACGCCCGGCGCCGUGCAGGCCAUCCUGCGCGAGCACGGUCUCACCGGCAUCAGCCAGGGCGACCAGACGCUGUGGGAGCGCGUGGCCAGCGCCCACGCCGCCAUGGGCGACACGGACGCCGCCAUGGCCGUCUUUGCAGACCUGGCCCGCGCGGAGCGGCCCGUCACGUCGCUGCCGUGCCUGACGGACCUGGUGCGCGCCCUGGUGGCUGCGGAGCGCCGCGAGGACGCGCGCGGCGUGGUCAACGCCACGCUGGCGCACAAGGCGGCCGAGCGCCGCGGCGGGCUGGACGGUGACCGCUACUGGCGCCAUCAUUUCUGGCACCUGGCUGGGGGCGAGGGCCUGCUCGACUGGGACAAGUUGCCCCUUGAGCUGCAGGAGCGGCUGCGCGAGGCUUCAUGA